Messenger RNA from Iphiclides podalirius (scarce swallowtail), 282 nucleotides. Lineage: Eukaryota; Metazoa; Arthropoda; Insecta; Lepidoptera; Papilionidae. The record is from the annotation of a GenBank genome assembly.
AUGCAACGUCUAAGCCAUGAGUGGGGGGGUCGGUGUGACGCUAAAUACGAAGGCUCACGACAUCGAGGCGAUGUUUACGGUGCUAUGGAGGAGUUCACGAUAGAUGCUAUCACCUGCGCUGCAUGCUCACACACCGCGGACGCGCGGCGACCACUUAAACGGAGCGGUGAACAUCAGCAAAGGUGGUACGUGAGCGAUUGCGCGCGUGAGGCAUGCGCGCCACCAACAACCACAAAGCCAAUGAGGAGCGAAACGAAUGUACAGGCUGACGACUCACCGAAA